UAAAGUUAAACCAAGAUGAUGUUACAACUGUAUAUCUUGUCCCAUGUGAAUAUAAAAAAAAUUUUUUUUUCCAAGGGAAAUGGUAACAAAUGGGACACUCUAGAGGAUGGAUGUUCAACUCAGAUUCAUAAUGCAGUAUUGGAUCAAACCAUGCUGGAAUUGCAGUUACUUAAUUAUCUUGAUCAAAAUUGGAAAAGCGAGUACCAUAUAAGAACUAAUCAGCAAGAAAUUGGCUUCAUCACAUUCUCCUGUAUCACUGAAAUGGAUAAGACUGAACUAGAUAUUGCUGUUCAUGUGACCUAUACAACUGGACAAAUGAUCAUAGCAAUUCACAGUCCGUAUUGGAUGGUAAACAAAACUGGCCGAAUGUUGCAAUACAAAGCUGAUGGCAUUCACCGCAAGCAUCCUCCUGAUUACAAAAAGCCACUUCUUUUUUCUUUCCAGCCAAAAAAUUUCUUCCAAAAUAACAAGGUGCAGCUUAUGGUGACUGACAGUGAACUGUCUGAUCAGUUUUCUCUUGAUACUGUUGGUAGUCAUGGUUCUGUUAAAUGUAAGAGUCACAAAAAGGAGUACCAAGUUGGUGUUACCAUAGAUAACAGCAGUUUUAAUAUUACAAGAAUCGUCACUUUCACCCCCUUUUUUAUGAUCACAAACAGAAGCAAAUAUACUUUAGAGGUAGCUGAAGAAGGCAAGGAGAAAUGGAUUCCUAUCACUUUUCAUCAGGGGUCUGAGAAUCAAUGGGAGAAGGAACUUGAUGGCAUGUGCAUUCCCUUUUGGCCUGAAAACGAUUCAAAUAAACUGCUGAUUAGAGUUGAAAAUUCCAACAUUCCCCCCAAGAUGAUCUGUUUUAAUAAGCAAGAAAACUGUACAUUGCUGUAUUUGGACAAUAAGCUUGGUGGCAUUAUAGUGGAUGUUAACCUGACCGAACAUUCUACAGUAAUUACUUUAUCAGAUUACCAUGAUGGUGCAGCUCCAUUCCUGUUAAUUAAUCAUACCAAGGAGGAGAUGAUUGAGUAUGGGCAGAGGUACGUAUGUAAUGUUAUAAAACUCUCCAUAGCAUAG
This is a messenger RNA of Caretta caretta (loggerhead turtle), 1062 nucleotides long. Lineage: Eukaryota; Metazoa; Chordata; Testudines; Cheloniidae. The record is from RefSeq and is a predicted model, not a curated record.